Messenger RNA from Aricia agestis (brown argus), 2990 nucleotides. RefSeq names its product phospholipid phosphatase 2-like. NCBI's taxonomy places the organism in Eukaryota, Metazoa, Arthropoda, Insecta, Lepidoptera, Lycaenidae. Gene Ontology annotation, biological process: phospholipid metabolic process; phospholipid dephosphorylation; signal transduction. The coding region runs from base 199 to 1209 and encodes 336 amino acids. Gene Ontology annotation, molecular function: phosphatidate phosphatase activity. The transcript has 8 exons. The record is from RefSeq and is a predicted model, not a curated record.
UAUGCGCGCGCGCACGCUAAUGUUUUAUCUAUAUUUACAUUCGCUGUACAAGUGGUUUUUAAGUGAAAAUGACUAGUAAUCACCAUAUCAGUUGAUAAUCAAGUGUUUUUAUGUGUAAAGUGGGUGUGAUGGUGUGAUGUGAGUUUUGAAAGUGUAAAAGUGAUUUUUUAAAAUUUGACAGUUGUUUUUUUUUUCAAAAUGCGCACGAUACGAGUGAGUUGCUUCAAAAUGCCAAAACGGUCGAGGGUGGUACCUGUUGAAGGGGUGUACACUAUUGGCAUGUCUUCUACGUCUACCCUGGAUAUAGGGACGGUGUCCGCGUCACCCCCCGCGCCGGUCAUGCAGGCUCGUCGUGGUCUGCUCUGGCACCUGCUGAUCGACCUGCCCAUACUCCUGCUUGUUGCAGCGAUAUGUAUUCUCCUGGAAGUCGGGGCGUUACCAAGCCGACGGAGCGGGUUCCGCUGCAACGAUGUCGACCUCUCUUUCCCGCACAUGGGAGACAGUAUAUCUAUCUCCCUCAUCGCUGCCAUCACUGUCAUAGUCCCCUUCUUAAUUAUGUGGACCGUAGAAACGAUUCUACAUAGAGAUGACGAGUAUACCCUUAAGAAGAGUAAACUCUACGCCAGCGCUAGACUAGCGGGCAUCAUAUACAGAGACUAUAUCUACGGGGCGAUAGUGAACCUGACAGUCCUGGAGGUCGUCAAAUGUGUUGUGGGCUCUCCCAGACCGUCAUUCUUCGAUCUCUGUCAGCCUGACGCCGCGAAGACUUGUAAUGGGUCGGAGUACAUAACGCGGUACACCUGCACGUCCACCAGGUACUCCCGGUACCUGCAGAUCGACAGCACGCGGAGUUUCCCCUCAGCACACGCCUCCCUGGCUGUGUAUUGUGGGCUGUUCCUUGCGUGGUACCUCCAGCGGCGCGCGUUCAGCUGGCACAACCGCUCGUCUCUGGCGGUCCCUCUGCUCCAGAUCCUGUGCAUCAUCUACGCCGUGGUGUGCCCCCUCACGCGGAUCACCGACCACCGGCACCACUGGUGGGACGUGCUAGCUGGGUCACUGAUGGGGAUCUUCUCGGUGCUGCAUACGGUGCUAGUUCUCCUCAAGAACUUCUCGCAGCCGUCGGUGGCCAGCAGCAGCGACAUCUCCAGCAGUGAUAACAACCACCAGGCGGUGCGGCGGUUGCUAAGCAACCGGCCCGUCGUGCCCUAGCCGCAGGCCGUGUAGACCAACCCUGUGGCCUAAUUCAUAAUAGAGAGGCCUGAUUCAUGAUGGGCAGUUUGACUCGGAUUUUUUGCACCAAUAAGCGUCAAUAGGCCAGAUUCUAAAUGGGCAGUCUGACUUUGAUUUUUGGGCCAAGAAACUUCGACGGGCAAGAUUCAAUAACUUUAAACAAGCGAAUAAUAGAUAAUCUGACUGGCCUGAUUUACACUAAGCAGUUCAACUGAGAUACGAAAACUUCAAGACAAAGACUAUAGCUUCGAAGGGCCAGAUUCACAAUGGCCAAUGCCACUAGGAUCCGACUUCACUGCGCUAAUUAACUUCGAUGGGCCAGGUACAUAACAGGCAGUUUGACUUGAAUUCGAAGAUGAAAUAAGUGUUAUCAGAUGUGAUGAGCCAUGUUGGGUUGGUUUUAAAAAGACUUUGUUUUGAGACUAUUAUGAAGUAACAAAUUGUUAGCGAUAAUUUCUGGUUUGGUAGUGGUAGCAAAUGGAAAUGGUAGAAAAAUCUUAGCUUUUUAGAUGAAGAGAAUAUAGAUUUGUGGUAAUAGGCAUAGUUGGGCACCGUUAAUUAAAUAGUUAACUUCGUUAAUCGUUAAUCGUUAAUCCGCUACAAAAAAAGUUAGCUACGUUAAACGUUAAAGCGUUACAUUUCGAAAGAAUUAACGCAAGUUAACGUUAAUCCGGUAAUUUAUGUAAAAUUGCAUUUUUAUAUCGUUGCGUUAGUGAACUUAUUCAAAAACCUGUUGGUUUUGGUUCUGGAAGUUAACAGAACUAUAAAAUUACGUCUUUACAAAUUAUUUAGUUUAUGUGGAAAAUAUGAAUGGUAUAAAAAUAAUUUGAAGUCCGUUGUGCAGAAUUAUAACAAUACUCUGCACCGCAUUACAAAACAUAAACCAAUAGACGUUAACAGUUCAAAUCAAAAUACAGUUCGAUUGAAUAUUAUCAAAAGCCAACAGCCAAAAAAAGUACGCAAAGAAUCGUCUUUUCGAGUUGGCGAUUUUGUUCGUAUAAGUAAAUACAAAGGAGAUUUUUAUAAAGGCUACACCCCUAAUUGGUCAACGGAAAUAUUUCGCAUCAUAAAAGUCAACGAAACUAGUCCUCAAACGUAUCAAUUACAAGACAAACAUAAACAAAACAUUGUUGGUUGUUUUUAUGGAAAAGAAUUACAAAAAACUAAAUUUCCUGAUAUUUAUCUUAUCGAAAAAGUUCUAAAGAAAAAAGGCAACAAACUUUUUGUGAAGUGGUUAGGAUUGAGUGCCGAAGAAAACAGUUGGAUAGAUAAAAGUGAAUUAGUUAUUUAGAUAUAUAAAGCACAUAAUCAGUGCUAUAUCACAAUACAUACUUAUCAAUGAAGGAAGGUAGUGGUGUAAUCAAUAACUUGAUAGACCAUUUACCGUUUGAGUUGCAUUUACCUGGAUAUCAAUUUUGCGGUCCUGGGACGAAACUUCAAAAACGAAUACUACAAGGCGAUCGAGGAGUUAACAAAUUGGAUGAAGCUUGCAUGCAUCACGAUAUUGCUUAUAUAAAUAAAGAUCCUAGUGCUCGACGUAAAGCUGAUUUAGAACUUUUGAGUAUGGCAAAGAAGAGGUUGAAAUCAAAAGAUGCUGGUAAGGGAGAAAAGAUUGCCUCGUGGAUAGUAAAAAAUGCUAUGAAAACAAAAAUCAGAGCUGGAAGUGGUAUUAAAUCAUUUAAGAAAGGUAUUAAAAAAAUACAUGCCCAUUUAAAAAAACUUAAAUCCAAGGAUCAUCACUCUGCUAUAAAAUAUGCGUA